Molecule: messenger RNA, 916 nt
Organism: Rattus rattus (black rat)
Lineage: Eukaryota; Metazoa; Chordata; Mammalia; Rodentia; Muridae
Product: protein RoBo-1-like
Exons: 5
Coding region: 1-663 (220 amino acids)
Source: RefSeq, a predicted model, not a curated record
AUGGGCUGGUCCUCCGUCCUGAAGAGCCUCUUCACAGUUUUUGUCUUUAGCAUCUUGGUUGUCGGCUCUGUAGAGAGUUACACAUGUCUACAAGCUACGUGUCAAACUGCAAACUGUCCUGAGCCUUCAUCUACUUGUGACACCAUUGUUGGCUGCUUCAACCAAAUACAGAAAUUAGAAGCACCACUUCCGGGUUCAAACCAAGUACUUGAGCAAAGAGGGUGUAAUACAGAUUCAAAAACAUGUGGAUUGGAAUUCUCAGCAACGCUGGGGAGUCAACAGACAUUUAAAUACAAGAACCAAUGCUGCACCACUGACAAAUGCAACAAAGAAAACAUAGCACUGUCUCGAUCAUCAGAAAUCAAUGGUGUUGAAUGUACUGCCUGCUACAGUGAGCAAAACAAGACAUGCAGCACAAUGACUACCCUGAAGUGCACAGGGGCAGAGAGAAAGUGUCUUGAGGUUACCGGUACAGAUCAAUUUUCUAAUUUAAUAUUUUAUGGAAAAGGGUGUGCAACUGAAAAUACUUGCUCACUGGAUAUGAAUGUCUUCAAUAACAUAAAGAUUAAAACCUUGUGCAUCCCAGCAACCAAUGGAAGCCCCAACUUCAAAUCCAUUGCAUUCCUUCCAAUUGUUCUGCUCCUUCUGAAAAUCUUGCUUUGAUCAUCCAGGCACUGACAAUCCCACAAUACUAUGCAAUAGACCCAUUGGUAUACUUGGAUGGCUAUUUCCAAAACAUGGAACAAAUGAAAACUGUUCUUUAUGUAAAAACUUAAGUUCGUUUUUUGUAAUGUCAGGGAACAUACAAAGAUGACUAUUUCUGAAUGUCCCCUCUUCUCCUUAAUAUAAUACUAGAAGUCCUAGCCAGAGUAAUUAGACCAAUCAAAGCAGUAAGCAAGUGAAAUUAAAUCUGAAA